This is a messenger RNA of Rhincodon typus (whale shark), 674 nucleotides long. RefSeq names its product poly(rC)-binding protein 2-like. Bases 117 to 674 code for a protein of 185 amino acids. Lineage: Eukaryota; Metazoa; Chordata; Chondrichthyes; Orectolobiformes; Rhincodontidae. The record is from RefSeq and is a predicted model, not a curated record. Gene Ontology annotation, biological process: regulation of RNA metabolic process; regulation of gene expression. Gene Ontology annotation, molecular function: single-stranded DNA binding; mRNA binding. Gene Ontology annotation, cellular component: cytoplasm; nucleus; nucleoplasm. The transcript is spliced from 6 exons.
UUCGGGUGGUUUACCACGAGCAGUGACUAUUGUACGUAUGUCUCCUCCCUUCAGGACCACCACCCGCCUUGUGUUCGCCAUCGGUUGAUUGAGUUGCCAUCAGCCUCAGACAUUGGAUGAUGGAAUCAGCUGUUGAAGGUGGAUUGAACGUAACCCUCAGCCUGCGGCUCUUGAUGCACGGCAAGGAGGUGGGGAGCAUCAUCGGAAAGAAAGGAGAGACGGUGAAGAAGAUGCGAGAGGAGAGUGGAGCCCGCAUCAAUAUCUCUGAAGGGAACUGUCCCGAGCGUAUCGUCACACUGUCUGGACCCACCAGUGCCAUUUUCAAGGCGUUCUCGAUGAUCACGCACAAACUGGAGGAGGACAUCAAUAGCGCCAUGGUGAACAGCACAGCCUCCAGCCAGCCACCUGUCACUCUGCGGAUCGUGAUCCCUGCUAGUCAGUGUGGCUCCCUCAUCGGGAAAGGAGGCUGCAAGAUCAAGGAGAUUCGAGAGUCCACAGGAGCGCAGGUGCAAGUGGCUGGAGACAUGCUGCCGAACUCGACAGAGAGAGCCAUCACCAUCGCUGGGACACCUUCGUCCAUCAUUGAGUGUGCCAAGCAGAUCUGUGUGGUCAUUCUCGAGGUAGCGGGAAAUUUUCAAGUGUGCGAGAGAUGGACAGGAGGGGGGUGGUGGUGA